Molecule: messenger RNA, 971 nt
Organism: Anthonomus grandis grandis
Lineage: Eukaryota; Metazoa; Arthropoda; Insecta; Coleoptera; Curculionidae
Exons: 3
Coding region: 323-610 (95 amino acids)
Source: RefSeq, a predicted model, not a curated record
UGAUGAACGUCAUCGACACAGCCGGCAACAGAGCAAUGUCACAGUUAAUAGAAAGCAAUACAUACGUGGAUUAGCAACAAUAAUUAUUUAAUUAAUUAUUAAAGUUGCGUCUGGGUUGUUUAAUUAUUUGCGACGUACUUAAGUGACAUUUGUGUAUUUUUGUGAUCUUGUAUAACACAAUGUUGUGAGUAAAUUGGUGAUAUGCAGGGUAAUAAUUGGUUUUAAUGGUGAUGUAGGACAUCAACCCAAAUAGGGAUUUUUGAAUUAAAACCAUAUAAGGGAACAAUUGCGGAAGAUUAGAUUAUAAGGAGCAUUAAUUAAGAUGUCGGAAAACUUCAAAGUGCCGGAACCGGAAUGGAUAUUGGACAAGAAUGGUAACGGACAUUUGAUUUGGAGGAGGGAUAUCGAGGACAAGGACAGUUCAAGGGUGAAAUUCAAGCACGACGUGGAAAUCAAAGAGUUCCACCGGAAAUCUUACGAACUAAUGGAACCACCUUGGACCCAAGAAAUCGACUCUCCCAACAUAUUUUCCAUGAGUUUUACGUGUUUGGUGUGUGUCACCAUAUCCCUUGUGAUACCCUGGUAUAUUUUAAGUGGAGCCAUUUACUAGUUUCGAUUAGAUAUAGAUAAAUUAUUUAUUAUUUAAUUUCAAUGGAAAUUAUUAGGUGCAGAUGAAUACAAGGUGUUCCAAAGAAGGUUAGUUUUUAAUAAAUACUUAGUUGUAGUACGUAGAAAUAGUAAUAUAUUGGAAAAAUUGAUUUUAAGAUUAAUAGAGAAUUAUAUUUAAAGAAGCUCCAUAAGCGAAUUAUAGAUAUGUGAUGCAGGGCGGUUUACUUGAUCCCGAUGGUGAACAGGGGAAAUGUUACCAUGUAGGUUGUGCUAUUUGGUCCUAAUUAAAAUUAGUUUAUAUAUUAUUUAAUUAACUUUAUUUAUUGGAUUUUUUUUUAAAUAUAAACAUUGUUGUAAUGUUA